UUCGACGUGCUGGCAGCAACCUCAGAAACAUCACGGACAGACCACACAUACACAACAUACGAACUCCUGAACUGAAGCAAACAACUUCAACUCAGCCAAGAUGAGCGAUGACUUUCAAUCCGCACCGCAGCCGCCGCCGAGACGCAUGGGGCGGCGCGCCAAACCAGCAGAAGGUGGACCAGAUGAGCUCCGCAAAGAAGACGACUUUCUAUUUCGCGACGACCUGUUAUCUGAAAGUAAACCUGAAGCAAGAUUAGUUAGCAAUGAUGAGCCACAGGAGCCUGCCUCCGUCGCGAAGAAGCCGCGGAGGAUUCGAGAGACGGAAAGGCCCGAAGCGAUGAAGGAGACGAGAGGUGGAUGGGAUAGUCCAGCGCCAGAGAGCUCGCCACCGCGGGGUGGACUAGUUGGAGGUACCUUCACCCGUGGAAAGAGUGGGUCAACUAGGAGAGAGGCGCAGGAUGUGGAGGAUAUUGAUGAUGAUGUAGACACGGUGCCUGUUCCACCACCAAGGGAUCGGAGGGAAAAAAUAAAGCAGGAUAGUUCUGACGAUGCAGUGACCGUGAUCAUCCCAGAUCUGGAUCAAGUGCAAGACAACCAGAUGCUCACUGAAGUUGCGGCUGCACCUGUGAUCAAAAUCAACAGAUUCAAGAAUAUGCAGGAAUUAGACGGGGAGCUUCUAGCUAGCACAGGACAGUUGAUUGAGCCUCCAACAUCACUGGCAGGCAUAGAUGUCUCUCUCCUGGUCUCGACAGCCCUCAUUCCUCCAGAUCAACUAGUCAAGCCAGAUGUACAAUGGGAUUGGGAUGUCAUCUUCACGGAGGUGACGAGCGACCUCCACGUCAUUCAGAGCCCUGUGCCCUCGCCGCAGUCCAGCCCAACAAGACAACGAGUGUGAUAUGACUUCACCCUUGAGGCCGUCCGCGCCGAGGCAAUGAUCUCAUCUUACCCUCCAU
Fimicolochytrium jonesii is the source of this 953-nucleotide messenger RNA. RefSeq names its product intraflagellar transport protein 43-domain-containing protein. The record is from RefSeq and is a predicted model, not a curated record. NCBI's taxonomy places the organism in Eukaryota, Fungi, Chytridiomycota, Chytridiomycetes, Spizellomycetales, Powellomycetaceae. Gene Ontology annotation, cellular component: intraciliary transport particle A; cilium. The transcript has 6 exons. Gene Ontology annotation, biological process: intraciliary retrograde transport. The coding region runs from base 101 to 895 and encodes 264 amino acids.